Sphaeramia orbicularis (orbiculate cardinalfish) is the source of this 1536-nucleotide messenger RNA. Its product is annotated as C-type lectin domain family 4 member M-like. The transcript has 6 exons. The record is from RefSeq and is a predicted model, not a curated record. Lineage: Eukaryota; Metazoa; Chordata; Actinopteri; Kurtiformes; Apogonidae. The coding region runs from base 1 to 1284 and encodes 427 amino acids.
AUGGACUCACUGGAAAUCGAUGACAACGUAUCAGGAUUUGAGAACCUCACGAUGACACGGCUCAUUACUCCAGAUUUCCAGAGAAGUCAAACCCCCAGAAGUGCUGUUGUGUGUCUUGGAUUACUCUGUGCCGUCCUGUUGGCUGGAAACAUAGGACAGAUUGUGAACUAUGAACUGAAGAUCCGUCCAGUCUUGGCAGAUCUAAAUCAAGUUCAUCGCCACACUCCGCAGCAAGCGCAGCACUUUCUCCAAAAUGAUACCCUGAAUAAAGAGAAAGAUCAACUAAAGACUAAUUUAGAUGCUUUAGUGACUAGACUGAACAACCUGACAAAAGAAAAAGACCAGUUGCUGACCAGUUACAAAACUCUGGCUAAAGAAAAAGAAGAUCUUGAAAGUGUUCACCUGGCCUUGACUACUGAAAGAAAUGAGUUCAAGGCCAGUGUCAAUAAUCUGACCGACGAGAAAGACCAGUUGAAAGAGAGUUACAACAUCUUAAAGCAGACGAGCGAUCAAUUACAGAUGAGCUACGAUGCUCUGCAGGCUGACCACAAUGUUCUGACUGAGAGCAAAGAUGAGCUGCAGAACAAUUAUGCAACGCUUCAAACAGAAAAAGAUGAGCUACAGACACGUUUGAGUUCAGUGGAGGCACACAGGAAUCAGUUAAGAUUACUAUUAAGCAAUUACACUGCACUGAGGAGAGAAAAAGACCGGCUGCAAAGACAGUUCGAUUACCUAAACUUAAGAAGAGAUCUGCUUGAAACCAGCUACAGUUCACUGUUCAAAGCCAAAGACAGGUUACAAUAUGAUUUGACCAAUACUCAGAGGCGAAACCAGCAGCUGCAGACCAGUCGAGACCAGUUACAGAAGAUGGUGAAUGAGAUGGAAGCAAAAAUAAGAGGUAUGAACUGUCAGAUGGGGUGGAGGAAGUUCGGCAUGAGCUGUUACUUCACCUCAGGAAGCAAGAAAAACUGGACGGAAAGCAGGAAGGCUUGCAUCGCUGAGGGAUCUGAUUUGGUCAUCAUAAACACCGGAGAUGAACAGGCAUUCGUCAACUCAUUACUGAAUUCAGGUGAAAAUGCCUGGAUUGGUUUGACUGACAGUCUUACUGAGGGGGAGUGGAAGUGGGUGGACGGGACCCCGGUCACAACGGCGUACUGGCAGCCUGGGCAGCCGAACAACAAGUUUGUGGAACAGGACUGUGGAGAAAUAGUGCAAAACUCACCAGUGGGCGACUGGAAUGACGAUGGCUGUUUCGCCGACCAGAAAUGGAUCUGUGAGAAAUAAGAUCAUUAAGAUUUAACCCACUGAUAUCAUAUGACUUUAAAUCACAGUCCUAAUAUUUGUCUUUGGCGUUUGGAGUCUACAUUUGCAGCACAUUUUCAAUAAUAUAUAAACAGACCGAGAGACUGGACGGUGCAGACUGUGGGCGGAUCUGACAGUUUUAUGGGAUAUUUUUUUUACUGCUGGUGAUAAAAAAUACAGAAUAUUACAGCCUUGUCCUUUAAUAGUGUUAAGGUUUUGGUUUACCUUGGAAGA